AUGGCCCACCCUUACGAGCCCUGGCUACGGACAGCACCACCUAGUGGCAGCUCAGAAGACAUGAACAUCCCCUCCUGGUGGGAUCUCCACAGAGAUGUCCAAUCAGGGAGCUGGAUAGACCUCCAGACAGGGCAAGGUGUCGGCUUGCCUUCAGUGAGUCCAGGAAGCUCCAUGGGGUUGCAGACCUCUUUAGGGCCUUAUGGCUCUGACCCGCAGCUGUGCUCCCUGCCUCCAGCUCAGCACGCUCCGGCCUCGCACUCAUCUCACCUCUUCCCCCAAGAUGGCUUCAAGAUGGAGCCGCUGGCCCCUGAAAUGCUGCAGCAAGAACCGUUCUCCCUGGAGGAACCUCAGGAGAGCGCUGUCUCAGCCCGACCCAAGCCCCAGCGGCGCUCGUCCUCCAGAGGUGCCGGCCAGGCAGUGUGCCGCUGCCCUAACUGCGUCCAUGCUGAACAGCUGGGCCAGAGCACUGACGACAGCCGGAGGAAGCACAUGCACAACUGCCACAUCCCUGGCUGUGGCAAAGCCUACGCCAAGACCUCUCAUCUGAAGGCCCAUCUACGCUGGCACAGUGGGGACCGGCCGUUUGUCUGCAACUGGCUCUUCUGCGGCAAGAGAUUCACACGCUCUGAUGAACUGCAGCGCCACCUACAGACGCACACUGGCGCCAAGAAGUUUAGCUGCGCGUUAUGUCCAAGAGUGUUUAUGCGCAAUGAUCACUUGGCCAAGCACAUGCGCACACAUGAGUCCCCACCAGGACACGGGGAAGAGAGGGUAAAUGGAGACGGUAGGAUGGAAAAAGGCUUCGAUUCACCCACACCACCUCAGUCAUCCUCAAACGUGUCUGCAUCCGACACCACAGAGCCACCGCUGAAGCUGAAAUGUGAGACAGACCCCUCAGUCUCCAGUGUAACAGGGCAGUCAGGCUAA
Messenger RNA from Scomber japonicus (chub mackerel), 927 nucleotides. It is a transcript of the gene sp6, whose product is annotated as Sp6 transcription factor. The record is from RefSeq and is a predicted model, not a curated record. The transcript has a single exon. Lineage: Eukaryota; Metazoa; Chordata; Actinopteri; Scombriformes; Scombridae. Bases 1 to 927 code for a protein of 308 amino acids. Gene Ontology annotation, biological process: regulation of transcription by RNA polymerase II. Gene Ontology annotation, molecular function: DNA-binding transcription factor activity, RNA polymerase II-specific; RNA polymerase II cis-regulatory region sequence-specific DNA binding.